Messenger RNA from Silurus meridionalis, 1699 nucleotides. RefSeq names its product sushi-repeat containing protein X-linked 2 (gene srpx2). The coding region runs from base 111 to 1496 and encodes 461 amino acids. The transcript is spliced from 10 exons. Lineage: Eukaryota; Metazoa; Chordata; Actinopteri; Siluriformes; Siluridae. The record is from RefSeq and is a predicted model, not a curated record.
GGUAAAAUGAACUGAGUUUCAGUGCGGAUCUGUGCGGACCCUGUUCUCAAGCGAGGGUCUCCGCUUCAUUCUUGCUCGUUUCUUCUCACUGAAACCACCAGCGAGAGAAUAUGAAGAAAUUCCCUGCUCUUGUGAUUUUGGAGUUUUCUGCGAUAUAUCAUGCUUUUGGGCUGAAUCAUGAAGGUUCAGGAACUAUUUAUCCCAACAGCAGCAAUGAAGUGGAGCAUGAGGAGACAUAUUACACCCCAGAGCUGGAUUAUAAGUAUCCUAAUUGGUGUCAAACACUGAAACUACACAAUGGACACAUGACAUGUUCCUCCCCACGUGGUGGAAACUACCGGAACUCAUUAGGCACACGGUGCACAUUGGCCUGUAAUCGGGGAUAUAAACUUCUGGGCCGAACAUCUGUACAGUGUAUGAACAACCGCCGCUGGUCAGGAACAGCUUACUGCAGAAUGGUGCGUUGCCAUGUGCUUCCUCACAUCCAGCAUGGAACAUACAGCUGUAGCAAGAGCUUUUCGGUUUACUCCAGGUGUGACUAUUCCUGCUUUCAAGGCUACCAGAUUGAAAGGGAUCGUUACCGUAUUUGCCAAGAAGGUGGCAGCUGGAGCGGGGCAGAGCCCACAUGUACAGAUUAUGACCCCCCCAAACUGAAAUGUCCUUUAUCCAGAGUGAAGUUUGCAGAACCAGGAAAACUUACUGCCACAGUGUCCUGGGACCGUCCCACUGCCACCGAUACAGCGGACACAUCACUGCAGAUUUUACGAAAUGGACCAGAAUCUGGUUCAGAAUUUAGUGAGGGGCUGUAUGUAAUACGCUACAAAGUCUAUGAUCAGGCUCGGAACAUGGCCACCUGCAAGUUUACAGUGCAAGUUGAAGUCAGAAGAUGUCCUGUGCUGAAGGCCCCGUUACAUGGGUACAUGAGCUGCUCAUCUGAUGGCAAUAAUUAUGGAGCUUCGUGCGAGUAUCACUGUGAUGCUGGUUAUGAGAGGAGUGGCAUCUCCACCCGAAUCUGCCUGUUCAACCGCAGCUGGUCAGAUGAAGCCCCGGAGUGCAUUGUGAUGCAGAUCAAAACUGACAUCCAGUCCGUUGGAGCCCUGCUUGACCAGUUCUAUGAGAAAAGAAGACUCCUCAUUGUGUCCACUCCAAGUGCAUCUGACCAGCACUACAAGCUUCAGAGCGACAUGCUGCAGAGUGCUGCAUGUGGUCUGGAUCUUCGACAUGUGACAGUGAUUGAACUGAUAGGAUUCCCCCCUCGAGAAGUUGGCCGGAUUAAAGAACAAUUUCUCGACACUGAGGUCAUUGAUGGUCUCAGGCAGGCUCUACAGAUCACUCGAUCCUACUUCAACAUGGUGUUGCUUGAUGAACUUGGUGCCGACCGGGAGCGCUUUAUUAACCCCACCACCUCGGAUGAACUCUACACUUACAUUGAUGAGUACCUUCUCACAGAGGAGGAGCGAGAGAGGCUGCAGCUAAACAAAGAGCAUUGUGACUGAGCCAGAAAAGAUUUGCUCCACAUCAACUCCAAAGUGGGCUAUUAAAGAGCGAAGCUGUGCUUUGUGAGGGUUCUACUUAGAGUUUGUGUUACUUUUACACACAUUACAGAUGUCUUUAUUGUGGCUGUGUAUCAAAAUACUGGAAUAUUAGACAGAUUAGUUUUUUUUGUGUUUUUAGACAUAAUAAAUGUAUCUGCAUAAUC